Molecule: messenger RNA, 1641 nt
Organism: Gavialis gangeticus (Gharial)
Lineage: Eukaryota; Metazoa; Chordata; Crocodylia; Gavialidae
Gene: NEU4
Product: neuraminidase 4
Exons: 4
Coding region: 43-1641 (532 amino acids)
Biological process (GO): ganglioside catabolic process; oligosaccharide catabolic process
Cellular component (GO): lysosome; membrane; cytoplasm
Molecular function (GO): exo-alpha-sialidase activity
Source: RefSeq, a predicted model, not a curated record
GUGCCCAGCUGACUAGAUCAGUAUACUGCUGCUUAUGUCCACAUGCGUCAGGCCAGUGUUCUCUGCCUGUUCAUGUUCCACUCAGGAGCCAGGAUGGGAUCUCGCCAUUUUCCAGCUCGAACAGUGCUUUUUGAGAGGGAACUGAAUGGAGUGACUUACCGUGUCCCUGCUCUGCUGUAUAUCCACUGCAUGGGAAAGCUGCUGGCCUUUGCUGAGGAGAGGCUGAGUGCUGAUGAUGCUCAUGCCAACCUGCUGGUACUAAGGCGGGGGUCCUUCUACAGGAACUCUGUGGAGUGGGAAGACAUGAGAGCACUCGAGACUGCAACCUUGAGGCACCAUCGGUCCAUGAACCCCUGCCCAGUCUAUGAUGAAUUCACAGGCAUAGUCUUCCUCUUCUUCAUUGCUGUACUAGGCAAGACUCCUGAAGCUUAUCAGAUAAUUACAGGUCAUAAUGCUGCCCGCCUAUGCUAUGUGGCUAGUUCCAAUCAGGGUCUGAGCUGGAGCAAGGUCACUGACUUGACAGAGCAGGUCAUCGGCAGAGCCAUUGAAGAAUGGGCCACCUUUGCCCUUGGUCCUGGCCAUGGAAUUCAGCUCAAGUCAGGGCGUCUGCUGGUGCCUGCCUACACCUACCACAUUGACUGUAAGGAAUGCUUUGGGAAGCUCUGCAAAACAACUCCCCACUCCUUCACCUUCUACAGUGAUGACCAUGGCCAGACCUGGCACUAUGGUGAAUUUAUCCCCAACCUGCAGACAGGGGAAUGCCAGUUAGCCUCUGUGGAUGAGGAAGAUGGCAGUAAUGUCAUCUACUGUAAUGCCAGGAGCCCUUUGGGUUUCCGUGUGCAAGCCCUCAGCACUGACGAUGGAGCAGUUUUCCACUCAGGGCAGCUUAUUCCACGGCUGGUAGAACCACCGCAUGGCUGCCAGGGCAGCAUCAUUGGCUUCCCUGCUCCUCUCUUCUACAGCCUCAGCAAUCCCUACUCAUGUCAGAGAUCAUGUGGCUCCAUCAGUGGCUUAGAGUGCCCAUUGUUCUCUAAAAAUAGUGCUAGGCUUCAGUAUCUUCCUCUCUGCAAUGUGGGUAUUGAUACCCUACCAACUGAGACUUUGAUCUGUCAGCCUCAGGGCUACCAGCAACAUAUGGAAUCUGAAGGGCCCCAUCCACCCAGUAACUGUAGCAAUGAAACCCAGGGCACCCCAUCCUCUGUUUCAUCAUGCAGAAAUCAGGGACAGCACAAACCAGGAGCCACUUUCAAAUCCAAUGUCUUCCACCUCCCAACUUGGCUGCUCUAUUCCCAUCCAACAAGCUCCAGAUCUCGGAUCAACAUGGGGAUUUACCUCAGUACAUUCCCCCGGGAUGCGGAGAGCUGGACUGAGCCUUGGGUCAUUUAUGAAGGCCACAGUGCUUACUCAGAUCUGGCCUAUAUUGAACUACCAUACUCUGAGUUCUCAGCCACAGGGAUCCCAACCAUUGCCUUUGGCUGCCUGUAUGAAAAUGGGAUAAGGUCCCCAUAUGAGCAAAUCUCUUUCAGUCUGUUCACACUAUAUGAAGUGAUUCAGAACAUCCCCCUGAAAUCCACAUUACCUUCCUGUAAGCUCCCAUUGGCUAAUAAAAGGGAGAGAAGGAAGUGCUGUCUCAUCUCCUAG